Molecule: messenger RNA, 4149 nt
Organism: Microdochium trichocladiopsis
Lineage: Eukaryota; Fungi; Ascomycota; Sordariomycetes; Xylariales; Microdochiaceae
Exons: 2
Coding region: 1-4149 (1382 amino acids)
Biological process (GO): maintenance of protein location in cell cortex; dynein-driven meiotic oscillatory nuclear movement; establishment of mitochondrion localization
Cellular component (GO): cell cortex; mitochondrion
Molecular function (GO): phospholipid binding; tubulin binding
Source: RefSeq, a predicted model, not a curated record
AUGGAGUCUUGGGAGACCGAAGAUGAGAGGCACGCCUUCACGGACGUGGCUUUGCCGACACCCGCAGAAACGCCUCGGCGAACCCUCUCGAGAACUUCAAGAAAGUCCCGACGCUCAGUAACACCACCGAUGCCAUCGUCGUCCCCUCCCCGGCUGCCUGAGCCAAAGCCGGAACGCAGAAGCAGGGGCAUGUCGAAGGACAAGCUCAAGGGGGAGGAGCAGAUCAGCGCGCUCGACCCGCGACGUUUUACUCCAACUCUGCAUGCCAACCUGGUGUCUGAGAUCUUGGCGUUGCGUCGCGACCAGGAAGACAAGCUCAAAAUCAUCGAGACACUGGAAUUGUCCCUGCAGGAGUCUCGUGAAGAGCAGGAAGCCCUGCAAGCGUCUGCCCUUCAGACAGCAAAGGAAGGGCGGUCGCUCAAACGGCAGCUCGCCCUGUUGGAGGGCGGCACGUCGUCGGCUCUGGGCGAGCUUGCCAGAGAACGCGACGAGGCUGUCGACGCAAUUACUGAUACUCGAAAACGGCUCGAAGUCGCCCAAAAGAAGGUACGGGCACAGGAAGAAGAUUCAGAGAGGGUGCACCAGUUGUGGUCCCAGGAAAAGGACGAGUGGGAGGAAGAGAGGCGCAAGUACGAGCGCAAGUUGCACAUUGCGGACAGCCGCCUCAAGCUGGUCCUUGAAGAGGUGGCCAACAUGCAGAAGGUCCAGGAUGAUGGUGGUGCAAGCGCGUCAGCCGAGCGGCAUGGGGAGGAGGCGGACGGAACCAACAAGGACCACGACGCUGGCAGUGUGAGGACGAACAGCCUGACAAGCAGCGUGCGGUUCUCCAUGAUGAGCGGCCCUGGCAAGGUGCUCGGGCACUCCCUGGCUGACGAGCUGAACUUUGACGACGACGAGGACUGGCAGACGGACCCAGAUGGCCGCCAGAGUGUCUUGUCUCACUUUGGUCACAACCGCACCUUCAGCCGCGACAGCGUAAUGUCUCGGACUCAUCAUAGGAAUCAGAGCCACGACAGCCCCGUUCGCCCCGGAAGUGUCGCGCGGCGCGGCAGGAUGUACGCCAACCCAGCUGUCUUGGAACGCCUCCAAGGCGGGAUCCUCGAGGCCGCUGAGGAGCUGGAGGCGGCUCCCAAGGUUCAAUACAUGGACACGGGAAUCCAAUACUCCCCUCCUCCAUCUCCAGAGGUGCGGCCUGCGCAGCCCUCGACUCCGGAACCCGUGCAGCUGCCUGCCCUGGCCGACAUGGAGUCGCCUGCACGAAACGACGCCGAGGUCGAGGCCAACCAGAGCCGCAAGCGCGUGUACGUCAGCCGGCCAGCCUCUGCUGGGCCGAUGCCCCCAUCGCCGCCCAAGUCCAAGAUGGUGUCCCUGGGCACGCAGACUCUUGCCGAGUCUGCAGUGGCUCGGAUGAUCUCACCCACGCCGGCGCGGGCUGCACCAGCGCCGCCGCCGCCUGUUCCUGAGCGGAAAGCGCCAAAGCCGCGCCCGAUGCAGUCGACUGCCACGCAGACAGAUGCUGUCCCGGUCGAGCAGCCUGCUCAGACCAGUGAAGCUAGCAUUCGGCCCAUCCUGUCAAUUCCAAGCAUUAGCAUCAUCCCGCCAACCAGCAGGGCUGCCUCGCCAGAGGAACGUCGCCUGCCUCAGUACGUCAAGGACUUUGGGUGCCAGGUCUCGUUGUCCACCACGGUCGACUGCUCCUCGACGGCGACGCAGACGGAUGAGAUUCGUGUUGAUCAACGGCUGGAUAGGCUGCCUCUGCACCUUCACCCAUCCACUAUCUCCUCGCGGCCGACCUCACCAGCAGCCACCAACCCAGCCAUGGUCGAGGAAGCGGACAGUUUCACCCCGUCGCCUAACCCAGUCCCACCGCGCAACCCUAAGCGUCUGACCACCAAGAGGAGCUUCACGCAGGAAAUGCCAUCAUCGCCACCAGAUUCGCCCUACCUGGACAUGGAGACUCAUGAUUCGUAUCCGGGUAACAACGACAACGGCCCGCUCUCUACCGAGAACGCUCUCCUGCGACGGCCACCUCGCAUCAGCAGUUUGUUUGCUGGCUUUGAAGCCAGUUCUGACGAUGGCGAAGACUUCAAGGACGCCGAUCUGAGCGACGCAGAGUUCCAAACUGCUUUGUCGGCACCUAGACACACUAACAGUCGCCAGAGCCAGCGAUCACCGCCACCGCCUUCUUCUCCCGAGCAAGCACAGAUGAGGCGUGGCGCCGCCGCUAGUAUUGCCACGCUCACUUCACCCGAGGUGUACAGUAGCUACAGUCUCAAUGGCGAGGCCCGUGAGGUUUCAAAGGCUAAGCCAUCAUUGAAGUUGUCCACAAAGCCGGGCGAAAAGCCGUCAAUUGGCCUCUCCGGCUCGCGGAUGAGCGUCAUGCGCAAGGCUGCCAUGAUCCAGAAUGGUAUUGCGACGCAUCAGAAUCGGACACGCAGUCCAAGCUUGACUGAUACACAGGACCCACCAUUCCCUAUCCCUACGAGAGCAAGCUCUCGGCGGCCUCCAAACAGUUUCAUUGCCCCGAGCGAUGGCCAGCACAGUCCGACCCGGGCGGGCCAGUCUUACAACCGCCGCACCCACCGGAGCGUACCGUCCAGGAACGGCAGCCUGCGCAAAGUGAGGUCUGCCGCUCAGUUGCCACGAUAUGGCCGCGGCAGGAGGCAGGGCAGCCGAUCGCCGCCUCCCAUGUCACCUUCGGACGAUGCUCUGGAGAGCCCUGGUCUGCCACCUCUGCCGAGCAAUGACCUCACCUCGAGCAGGAGGGAUCCCUACAACCGUUACAAGACCAACCACCGGUCGCGCCCAUCAACAAACACAGCGAACACAACCAUAACGGAGGACACCAAUGUGCAGUCAGUCGGCAGCUCACAGCAGGCUUCCAGCGUGGUAGAUGCCAUUGCCCAGACCAUGGUGGGAGAGUGGAUGUUCAAGUAUGUACGCCGGAGGAAGUCUUUCGGCAUGGGCGACGUCAAGACGGGUACCGAGGAGAACAGCAACGAUCGCCACCGGCGCUGGGUCUGGCUGGCGCCAUAUGAGCGUGCCAUUCUCUGGAGCAGCAAGCAGCCCGUCUCUGGAAAUGCGUUGAUGGGCAAGCCUGGCAGGAAGUUGGUCAUCCAGUCAGUUCUGGACGUCAAGGACGACAACCCAGCACCCAAGGGCUUCACACAGAUUUUCAACCGCUCUAUCCUCAUCUUGACACCGCAGCGUGCCUUGAAAUUUACGGCAACCUCCGCGGAGCGCCACUACUUGUGGCUGACGGCUCUGUCGUUCCUGGCACACUCUCAGCAAGCGGUCCCCGAAAUCCUCCCAUCAACAAACGGCCCAGCUCCGCCGCCGACGAUGGGCGGUGCACCAGCGUUUGAGCUCAACAAACCCAAGGCUAAGCGUGGUGGUAUCCGCGACUCCAUCCGACUGACCAAGGGCAAGAACCCUACAAUGAUGACACGCAAUGGCGAGAACAAGACCAUCGUAAGCCCGCUCGGAGAGGGAUUCGCAUAUUCCGAGAAUCACUUCGUCCCCCAGGUUCCUCACCAGAGAGAACUAUCCAAGGAGGCUGCGGAGCCGCCAUUCAUCCCACGCUUCCACGAGAGAGGACAGGAACGCGUGCACGAGCGCGCGAACCAGGUCAUGCUUCACGGACGCAAGAGGAGCAACACAGGCGGCCACAUCCCACCACCCAUCUCCUUCCGCGGCUUCUCUGGCCCUAGCACGGGCAGCUAUCACACCACAAACAGCAGCAUCGCGGGCAACAGCGUCGGUACGGCUGGAUCUUCCGACAUCUACCAGUCUCAAGCUUCAAGCGGGCCGACCUGGGCCAUGAGUCAAAUCGGCUCGCAGAGGACAUCCGAAGCGUCGUCGCGCCCGCCGACCAACAACUUCUUCGAGGCUCUCGGCACAGUCCGCAUGGAGGCCUUCAUCAGCCCGCUCGCAUUCCCGCGUUUCGAGGAGCACCCGAACGAGAGCGAAGAGUGGAGGUACCGUGCGCGGAGGCGCAGCAAGGAGAUCCGUCGCAACCGGAGCCGGAGCAGGACGAGACGGGAUAGCUACACAUCUCGCGGCACGCGCAACACCGAAUCUGUCUACGGCGGUAGCCGCACCACUGCAGACGACGACUACUUCCGCAGCGAUCCCUUCCGGGGUUUCUAA